This is a messenger RNA of Candidozyma haemuli, 873 nucleotides long. It is a transcript of the gene RBT7, whose product is annotated as Rbt7p. Gene Ontology annotation, biological process: RNA catabolic process. The transcript has a single exon. The record is from RefSeq and is a predicted model, not a curated record. Gene Ontology annotation, cellular component: extracellular region. Bases 1 to 873 code for a protein of 290 amino acids. Gene Ontology annotation, molecular function: ribonuclease T2 activity; RNA binding. Lineage: Eukaryota; Fungi; Ascomycota; Pichiomycetes; Serinales; Metschnikowiaceae.
AUGCUUGGAUUUGCUGUUCUUUUGUCGCUCGCUAACUUUGCCCUUGCAGCUCCUUCCAGCUGUCUCUGCAAGCCAAUGCUUCUUUCUGGUAUCAGCCAUGAAGAUUACCGGAUAAACUCGUGCUCUGGCGUUGACGAAAGCGAAUAUUUUUCUUGUACUGCUCCAGGAAACGUUUCACAAGAAUCAUGCUGUUACGAGAAUUUUGGUGUUAUCAUGCAAACACAGUUCUGGGACUACAACAAGGAUGCCAGGAACAAUAAAAGAAGUGAAGCAGCCAACGUCUUUACUAUUCACGGUCUUUGGGACGAUCUAUGUGACGGUUCUUACAACCAAUACUGUCGUCCAGAGCUCGAAUUUGCUGACUCAGACAGUUUGGAAGAUAUCAUUGUCAAUGAUUUUGGUCGCAAGGACUUAUAUGAUGUCAUGUCGAAGUACUGGGUCAACACUGACGAUUCCAAUGUCAAGAACGGUGGAUCUGAAACACUUUGGGAGCACGAGUACAACAAACACGGUACUUGUUUUAAUACUCUUCGUCCUGAAUGCUUCAGCGGUGACUACAAAAAGCACGAAAAUGCCAUUGCGUAUUUCCAAAAGACCGUUGAGGUCUGGGAGACUUUACCAACGUAUCUCUUCCUCGAAAACGCUGGAAUCACUCCUUCUGCUGACAAGCCAUACGCUUUGAAGGACAUUGAAGCCGCCUUGGCCCAUGGCCAUUCUGGAAGCAAGGUCUAUGUCGGCUGCAGAGACGGCAAUCUCUCUGAGAUCUGGUACUACUACCAUGUUAAAGGUAAUGUUCUUGAUGGAGAGUACAAGCCAAUUGACUCGCUUGGAGAGACCCAUUGUCCAAAGGACGUGUGGUACCUUCCAAAGUAA